GACACCGACUCCACCCCUCCCCGUCACUUGGUGAGGCCGUUGGCUCGAGGUGGCUGAGGCGAAGUGAAGUUGCGAGGAAGUGAAGAAGAGGUGACGAAGAGGUGGUGUUGAGGCUCGCUCGGUGUCUCGUCGUGGCCCAGAUCCCCGAUUCUCACUCAGAUCCAGAAGAACGCUGUUGCGCGAACGGAGUGGAGCAACGCAGAGCUCCAGAAUAAACACCUCAUCCCAGAUCCCCAACAUCAUCACACCUCCUCGACCACACUGGUCGGUGGCAGGAACAAAAAUGAGCUUCAAUUAUCGCAAGGUGCUGACCGCCAUUAAUGGUGAACUUGUCCAAAGGGACCUGCAAGGUUUGCGCUUUCUGUGCAAGGACAUGAUUUCAUCGUCAUUACUUGAGAACGCUUCAGCCUUACAGAUAUUCGAUUUGCUGGAGAAGCGCGAUAAACUAAGCAAACGCGACACUACUCUGCUGGCGGAACUGCUGCACCACCUGCAGCGCAAGGACCUGUUGAGGAAGUUCAACCUCGCCGAGAAUUGGCAACAAGAGACGGGGCUCAUAAGUGACUUCAGGAUCUUGCUUUACACACUGGCCAACAAUUUAACAAUGACAAAUUACCAGGAGCUUGUGUUCUAUUAUGCAAUUCCUCGAUCAAAUUCAUCAGACAACUCGGGUGUCUUGCAGUGCGUAUUUGAACUGUUUGUGGAGCUAGAGAAACGAGCCAUUAUUUGCUCCGAAAAUUUGUUGAAGCUCAAGGAAGGUUUGAAGUCCCUGAUGCGCAACGACCUUGUCAAAAGAAUCGACAACUAUACACAAAUUCAAGAGAAGUUGCAAGAACAACAAUCACACAGCCUUCAGACACCUAUCUUCAAGGAAUCAUUUGGACACAAUGAACAGACAUCUUGGCGAUAUCCCGGUCCUCACUCGCAAGAGAGCAUGGGUGUGGAAGCUCCGUCUGGCUAUGAGGGUGAGGAGUCAUCACGUAUGUCUCAGGAUGCUGUUCGUGGAGACCCACACGACCCGAUCAUCCACCAAGUUUCACCGCCAGCACAAAGAGACCACAUGCAUGACCCGACAACUCAUUCCACGGAUCUUCCUGCCUAUCCAGUCAAAAACAAUCCAAGGGGAAUCUGCCUUAUCAUAAACAAUGAAGCUUUUUCAGAAGAUUUCAAAACCAGCCCCAAACUAAAGAGACGGGAAGGAACACAUAUUGAUGCAGAAAAACUUGAACAGGUGUUUAAAUACUUGGGAUUUAAAAUACUGCUACAUAACAACCUGACUGUGGGUGAGAUGAAAGAAACCCUGAUUAGCUGCAGUAACAUGAAUCACCAAAAUCACGAUGUCUUUGUCUGCUGCAUCCUGACACACGGAGAGAUUAACUGUGUAUUUGGAUCAGAUGGAAAGUCCCUGAUGAUCACACAGGUGACAUCCUACUUCAAUGGCUCAGCCUGCAAAUCUUUGUUGGGUAAACCCAAACUGUUUUUUAUCCAAGCUUGCCAGGGCCACGAAAAACAGUCUGAAUGUCACCUUGCUGCAGACGCUGACAUCGAUGCAGAUGGGCCUGUGAGUCCCAUUUCCUAUUCCAUACCAGAUGAGGCUGACAUUUUGCUAGGGAUGGCCACUGUGUCUGGAUAUCUGUCGUUCCGGCACCGAAGGGAAGGCUCGUGGUACAUCCAGACCCUCUGCAACCUCCUGGAGCAAAAGUGUAAUGGGAAAAAUGACAUUCUGGCCAUUUUAACUGAUGUGAACAGAGUAGUAGCUGAAAAAACAGCUCGUAUGAAGAACCCACAAACACACAGAAGAGAAUCGACCAAGCAGAUGCCGCAGCCCAAAUUCAGCCUGCGCAUGAAACUGUUCCUAAGCCCGCCCAAUGACGAUCUUUCUGUCCAAGAUCACCACCCCCCGUCUGCAUCAGAUGCUGUGGACUGGAAAUCCUGACCAAGAAUAUGGCUUUCACAUUUCAAAUUCUCAAAUAGUCUACAUAGCUCACAUGCUCACAGUAAUUGAAUGUUAAAUACCCUAACAAUAAUUUAUUGGUGGACGAAAUCAUGGAUAUACUGUUGGGUCAAAGACAUGCAACUUUGCAUCUUUAGUGUUGACUUAGCCACUCUCACCGGAUGCGCAUUUCAGCAUGGCUUCUGCUGACGGAGAUCUUUAAAUGAACCUGAUUGGUUCGGUUCAUGGGACAUUUAGCUAACCACCACUUAACCACCUCAGAUUUUACAAGCGCAUCUUUCCUCGUGACAUUUUUUUAUCUUGAUUCAUUCAUUGAAAUGUGUGGGUUUUACAUGUGCAUGCACUCUAUUGUAUAUUUUUAAAAUAACGUUAAGGAUAUGGGUUUUCAUUUAUAUAGUGCUUAAAUACGACAAUCCCAGAGUGUGUUAUGUGAAAAUACAGUCCACCUAACCAUAAGGACAAUCAUGGCAAACAGCAGGGAAAAUGGACACAACAAGAUGAUGACUCGGAUUAAAGGGAAAACUAACACUUCACAAGAGCCACUGCAAACCCGAGCAUCGGUAACAGUUCAGCAACACUCGUAGACUAAUGUGCCUGGUGCAAUCUGCCGUGUAUGCACCCUGCUCAAUCGCCAACAUCCAGCCCCAUCCAACCGCAACAGUCGCCGCAGGGCUGAUUCUGCAGCUCCCAAAGGGACCAGAGAAGCCCCUCCUGGAACGGUCCCAGCCAGGGUCGCCACCACUCAAGGCAUCAAAUCCCUGGAAGAGUCCCGCGCACUACCCAACCACGUACAGUAGUUGUUGGAUUGUUUCGUGUACUUUUGCUGUAUUUACGUAUGUUACACUUCUUUUGCACCGUACCUAUCCAACCAUGCACAUCGGAGGUACGGGGGGAAGGUUUUGAAUCUGCAUAUCUCUAGUGGCCUCCAAAUAACGGAAACGCACUGCAGAUGGCCGCAGAAGCGCAUCUGAAAGCGCGCGAUGCAGUGGCCGUCUUUGUUCGAUGGCCAGCGAGGAUGAGCGGAGUUUGUGAUGGUUUAUACUUCUUGACGAAAUCGGCAAGGUAUUGUGGUUCAUUUGUGGCAAGCACUUUGUAACCAGGUUCCCAUUGAACAUGGGUUUAUAUUUUACCUGUGCCAAAAUAAACCGAAACCACUGGCUCGGGAAAGGGUUUUCCCGUGCUGCUUUGACGCAAUCUCAAUAGGCCUUGGUUGACCUCCCGGCCACUUGUAGUGCAACAUUGCCACAUGACUUUUGGACUACUACAUACGCACUGCUGUGUGUACUGUGAUAAACACUUAAAUUACGUAUAUUUUUACAGUGCGAGCUGUAUCUUGUGUUAGGAAAAUGAAGACAAGCUGCCUGAGUUAAUAGCACAAACUCAGAAUUGAAUAUGAAAUCAGUGGUACAUGUUGGUAGUGAGUGUAACUACCAAGUCAGCUGGCACAGGAACACAAAGUUAGCUAUCUUCGGUUAAAUAAGUAAUUAAACUCCAUGAUCUUAAAACGAGAAUAAUCUCCCCUUGGGCGUACAUCUGCUAUUUUAUGUCAUUGUGCAUCUCAGUGGCAUGAAUUGUGUCGGUGGAAAGGCUCCACGUAAAACCGCAAAUAGAAGCCACCCAUUUGUAAGCAAAGUAUUUUGGAGAGGCAGGAGCCUCCCGACAGCCAACUAGUAAGGGUUGUCACGUAAACAGAACGUGCCAAUUCGUCACUAGUACAGCACACCGGUGUGUUGGAGAGCCAAGCCACAACAUUUACAAUCUGAGUACGACGUUUCGCCAGUAAUUACAACUAGCGAAUUGUCUUAUCGUUGCCACUCCGUGCUAAUAGAUAUCGGCUACAUUCUGGAACGAGCUUGUGAUUUAAAUAUUUUUAUACAGCGAUUGACGAGAAUUAUAUGUCUAAUGUUUAAGCGGAAAUCAAUUGUUUUCAGAUCAAUCUCAAGCUUAUUUCUUUUGAAUGAGCAAGGAAGAACUGUACAGCGAUGUGUGUACUCGUGUCUCCAAAGAGAAUCACAACCAGCCUUAAUCGAUUUAGUUAUAAAGCGACCUUUUAAAGAUCGGUUUUAUACCCAAUGUGAUCAAAUACCCUUUGAAAUUACACAUGUUCAAAACGUAAUAAUUAUAAAAAGGUGUAUUUUGGAACCAAUGCAAUUAAACAAUGCAUGUCUAUGUU
Messenger RNA from Lethenteron reissneri (Far Eastern brook lamprey), 4127 nucleotides. RefSeq names its product caspase-8-like. The record is from RefSeq and is a predicted model, not a curated record. Gene Ontology annotation, molecular function: cysteine-type endopeptidase activity; protein binding. Gene Ontology annotation, biological process: regulation of apoptotic process; proteolysis. Lineage: Eukaryota; Metazoa; Chordata; Hyperoartia; Petromyzontiformes; Petromyzontidae.